AUGGGAGCACCUAAACAGAAGUGGACUCCAGAAGAGGAAGCAGCUCUGAGAGCCGGUGUCCUUAAACACGGGCCCGGGAAAUGGCGCACGAUACUCAAGGACUCACAAUUCAGUGGAGUUUUAUAUCUACGAUCCAACGUUGAUCUGAAGGACAAGUGGAGGAAUAUGGGUGUGAUGUCAAACGGGUGUGGCUCACGGGAGAAGGCCAGGCUGGCACUGAAAAGGAUCCAUCCGGCACCCAAACAUAGAGCGAGCUCUAUGCCUCGGUCAUCUUUAAGUCAAAGUGGUGAUGAUGUAGUUGAUGCCAGGGCUAAUGAUACCUCGGGAGGUUCUUCACCAAAUGAUGCGCCUAAGAGAUCCGUCAUGAGGCUGGAUAAUCUCAUAUUGGAGGCUAUUAGAAAUUUGAGGGAGCCCGGAGGUUCUAACAAGACAUCCAUAGCUGCAUACAUAGAGGAUCAAUACUGGGCGCCUCCAAACUUUAAGAGGAUAUUGUCUGCAAAGCUAAAACAUUUUACAGCUAUGGGGAAACUUAUUAAGCUGAAACGGAAGUACAGAAUAGCCGCGCCUUCGUCUCGGCCCGAGAGACGAAAAGUGCCUUCAAUUCCCCAAAGAGUUGACCACUUGGAUGUCAAUCGGCUAUCAAAAUCUCAGAUCGACUUGGAGCUGGCCAAGAUGAGCAACAUGACCCAACAAGAGGCUGCAGAAGCAGCUGCUCAAGCCGUGGCUGAAGCUGAAGCUGCCAUGGCUGAAGCUGAAGAGGCGGCUCGGGAAGCUGAGGUGGCUGAAGCUGAUGCUGAGGCUGCUCAGGCAUUUGCAGAGGCAGCUCUAAAGACUCUGAAAGAAAGGAAUAGUUCGAUUACGAAUGUACAGAUGAUUCGUGCAUGA
Messenger RNA from Striga hermonthica, 885 nucleotides. The record is from the annotation of a GenBank genome assembly. Lineage: Eukaryota; Viridiplantae; Streptophyta; Magnoliopsida; Lamiales; Orobanchaceae.